CCGGUAAAUAUUAAUUUAUUGAGACGGCACGAAAAAUUAGAAAGUAAUUAAUAAAUUGCUACACGUGGCAUUGCUAUCCAAUACUCAAAAUAUGUGGGUAAAGAAAAUAUACACUUUAGUUUUCUUGCGAACUCGAAAUCAGGUACUUUUGGGCUUUAAAAAGAGAGGUUUUGGAAUUAACAAAUGGAAUGGUUUUGGCGGCAAAGUAGAGCCAAAUGAAAAUAUUGUAGACGGAGCUGUGAGGGAAUUAAAAGAAGAAUGUGCUGUGACCGUGACGGCUAGUGACCUGAAGAAUGUGGGACACUUGGAAUUCACAUUCGAAGGUGAACCUACGUUGAUGGACGUAAGAGUAUUCAGCGCUACUAUCUGGCAGGGGGUACCGCAAGAGACUGAGGAAAUGAGUCCAAAAUGGUUUGAUAACGACUGCUUGCCUUUCGGAGAAAUGUGGCCUGACGACCGGUUUUGGUUCCCAUACAUGCUGCAGAACCGACCAUUUUAUGCCGUCUUUCACUACCAGGGACACGACACCAUCCUGAAGUCGAAGAUUUACGAAAUAGACUCUAUGGAGAAACAUUAUGCUACAGUCAUUGACGAUAAUAAUAAGUAGCUAUAAGUUUUCGUAAUUAUUUAAGUUUGGAUUUGUCUGUGAUGAUUGUUACGAUUUUAAUAUAAAUACUAACAAUAUG
Hyposmocoma kahamanoa is the source of this 686-nucleotide messenger RNA. RefSeq names its product 7,8-dihydro-8-oxoguanine triphosphatase-like. NCBI's taxonomy places the organism in Eukaryota, Metazoa, Arthropoda, Insecta, Lepidoptera, Cosmopterigidae. The coding region runs from base 92 to 607 and encodes 171 amino acids. Gene Ontology annotation, molecular function: 8-oxo-7,8-dihydroguanosine triphosphate pyrophosphatase activity. The record is from RefSeq and is a predicted model, not a curated record. The transcript has a single exon. Gene Ontology annotation, biological process: DNA protection.